This is a messenger RNA of Drosophila arizonae, 4117 nucleotides long. RefSeq names its product dynactin subunit 1 (gene DCTN1-p150). The record is from RefSeq and is a predicted model, not a curated record. NCBI's taxonomy places the organism in Eukaryota, Metazoa, Arthropoda, Insecta, Diptera, Drosophilidae.
UACCUCACAGCUGUUCAGCUUUGUAAAUUUGCGAAUUUAGAAUUUUUCGGAAGAAUUACUUUGCAAAUAGUGAAAACAUUUGCUUUUGUUUUAUUAUAAAUCUACUUGGCGUUAGCCAUAUUUAAAAGCUGGACGUGACUGCAGCAGGUGUAUAAAAAAACUGAGUCAUAUAACGCACACAACUGGCCCAGGUGACGGCAGUGCAUCGAGAUGUCGGAGAAGAACAUAAAAGUGGGCGCCCGGGUCGAACUGACCGGCAAAGAGCUGUUCGGCACGAUCGCCUACGUUGGCAUGACCAGCUUUGCCGUUGGCAAGUGGGUGGGCGUGGUGCUGGACGAACCGAAAGGCAAGAAUAGCGGUUCCAUUAAGGGACAGCAAUAUUUCCAGUGUGACGAGAAUUGUGGCAUGUUCGUGAGACCAACGCAGCUGCGAGUGGUAACACCAGCUCCAGAAAAUGCGCCCGGCAGCGGUAGUUCAGGCAGUGCCACGCCAACGCCGCAACCCACAAAGGCACGGCUUAGCGGAUCACGCACCUCACUCUCAUCCAGUCGCCAAUCAUUGCUUGGUUCACGCACACAACUAACCACGUCGUUAAGCGAGCGAACAAGCUCUAAUAGCAGCCUGGCAACACGAAAGUCGCUGGCGCCCCAGAGCAGCAAAGAUAAGGAUGCCACCAGUACGGGACAAGAAGCCGGUGCAACAGCAUCAGCAACGGCAUCCAAGCGCGCGUCGUUUGUAGAGACAGGCUUUCUAGAGAUACUGAAGCCGCAGUUUACGCCAUCACAGCCCAUGCGUUCGCCUUCGUUUACGACGCCUCCAAAUGCAACAGAGGACAAAGUGGCCUUGUUGGAGGCACAAAAGAUAGCCGCAGAGCUGCAGACACAACUAGCCGAUGUCACCGAAAAAUUGGAGACGCUCAAGCAGCGUCGCAACGAGGACAAAGAACGUCUACGUGAAUUCGAUAAAAUGAAAAUCCAAUUCGAGCAACUGCAGGAGUUUCGCACCAAAAUCAUGUCAGCCCAGGCCUCGCUGCAAAAGGAGCUGCAACGCGCCAAGCAGGAAGCAAAGGAUGCCAUCGAAGCCAAGGAGCGACAUGCCCAGGAAAUGGCCGAGCUCUCCGACAACGUCGAAAUGAUCACACUCGAUAAAGAAAUGGCCGAGGAAAAGGCCGACACGCUGCAGCUGGAGUUGGAGUCAAGCAAGGAGCGCAUUGAAGAGCUACAGGUGGACCUGGAGCUGUUGCGUUCCGAAAUGCAAAACAAGGCUGAGACAAACAUAACGGCCGCCGAGGGUGGCAUGUCCACCUACGAAUUUAAGCAGCUCGAACAGCAAAACAUACGCCUCAAGGACACACUGGUGCGACUGCGAGAUCUAACGGCACAUGACAAGCACGACAUUCAAAAGCUGACCAAGGAGCUGGAAAUGAAACGAUCCGAGGUCGCCGAACUGGAGCGCACAAAGGAAAAGCUCAGCUCAAAGAUCGAUGAGCUGGAGGCCACAGUCGCCGACUUGCAGGAACAAGUCGAUGCUGCACUGGGCGCCGAAGAGAUGGUGGAGCAGCUGGCCGAGAAGAAAAUGGAGCUGGAGGACAAAGUGAAGCUGCUGGAGGAGGAAAUCGCCCAGCUUGAGGCACUGGAGGAGGUGCACGAGCAGCUGGUGGAGAGCAACCACGAGCUGGAGCUGGACUUGCGCGAGGAACUGGACCUGGCCAAUGCCGCCAAAAAGGAGGUGCUGCGGGAACGCGAUGCCGCCAUUGAGACCAUCUACGAUCGCGACCAGACCAUCACCAAGUUCCGUGAGCUCGUCCAGAAGCUGAACGAACAGCUGAUCGAACUGCGCGAGCGCAGCUCCAACAAUGAUCAAAAGUCACUGCAGGAUCCCAGCCUCAAGCUGGCCACCGAGACCAUCGACUACAAGCAGAUGUUCGCCGAGUCGAAGGCCUACACGCGCGCCAUCGACGUCCAGCUGCGUCAGAUUGAGCUGAGCCAGGCCAACGAGCAUGUCCAGAUGCUGACCGCCUUCAUGCCCGAAUCGUUUAUGAAUCGCGGUGGCGACCAUGACUCCAUAUUAGUCAUACUGCUAAUCUCGCGCAUUGUGUUCAAAUGCGGCAUUAUCGUCUCGCAGACGCGCGAACGUUUCCCGGCCGUGGAGGCGGUGACACGCGAGGCCGUCACCCAGGGCCAUGCGGUGCAGCAGUAUGCCUUCAAGUGCCGCCUGAUGCACUACAUCCACAAUCUGCAGUGUGCGCUGCACCAGAUCCUCUACGGCCUCAACAGCUGCCAGCCCGAUACGCUGCUGCGCGCUGGUAGCUCGCUGCCGGAGAUGGUGGCCCAGGAGAAGAUUGUCGACGGCAUUAUUGAGCUGCUGAAAUCGAAUCAACUGGACGAGAACAGCACCACGGACAACAUCGAGAAGUGCGUGGCGUUCUUCAAUGCCAUGAACUCGGUGCUGCUGGCAGGCGAACAGCUCCUGAACGAGACCCAAAUGAUACGGGACUGUGUGGCCUCGCUGAGCGCUGCCUGUGAGUCCAUACUGAACGACACGGCCAUUGCCAAGGUGAUCAUCCAGGAGGCGGGCGCCGCCAGUGACUCGAUGCUGCUCAUACAGUUCCUCAACGAGCACAUGGAGAGCAUCAAGCAGCAGGUGAAGCUGAUCAAGCGACGCCUGCCCAACGAUCAGCAUGUGAUCAAGUGCGGUCUGUCGCCGCACAAGAUGGAUGCCAUGCGGGCGCUGGCCCAGAAUAUCAGUCGCAUCAUGUCCGCCAUGCAUUUGGCCACCAAGCAGGCGCUGGCUGCCAUCGUGGCCAACAUUGAGAGCGACAAUGCGGCGGAGCACACGCUCCCACAGGACAAGUACUGGUCCCUGUUGUCGGCGGCCUGUGAGCGCAUCUACGAACAGGACGAUCGCGGGCCAACGCAGAACUUUAAGGCCCUGCUGGGUCAGGCCAACGCGGAUCUGCAGCACAUUGCCCAGCACCUGCUGGACAAGGAGUACGAGAUUAUGUCAGCCGCUGGCGCAGCUCCUCGUCCCCAAACGCUCAGUACGCCUCUCAGUCAGCGUUCGCAGCUGAUCAAGAAACAGCUGGAGCAGAAGAAUGUGCUGGCUGCAACGCUCGAGAAUCGCGAAGCGGACAUCAAGCAGCUCAAGCUGGCGGCCAAGAUGAAGCUGAACGAGCUGAGCGAAAUGCAAAUACGCAAGGAUCUCGCUGAGAAGAAGCUGAGCGUGCUGCAAGACGAGUACGAGCAUGCGGUGAACAAGUGGAAACUGCAGUACGAGGAGACGCACAAGAAGCUGCUGCAGAAGGAGAAGGAAUUCGAGGAGACCAUGGAUCAUUUGCAGAGCGACAUAGAUGCGCUGGAGAGCGAGAAGAGCGACCUGCGCGACAAGCUGAAGCUGAACACCAGCGCCGGCAAGAGUCUGACCUCCGAUUCGCACUCCUCGCUCCACAAUCUGUCCGCCACGGGCACGAGCAGCGCCAAUGUCAGCUACACGGCGCCCGCUGGCACCGCUCCCCUGGUGGCCGAGGAGCUGCAGCUGCUCAAGUGCGCCUUCAACAAUGAGCGCAACGAACGCAUGCGGCUGCAGGCGCAGGAUAUGCGCGCCAAGCUAAAGCAGCUGGAGCCAAUCUAUGUGCCCCAGCCGCAAGAUCAGCGCAUCAAUGCGCUCGAGUCUCAGCUGACCAAAAUGAAGCAUGCUUGGGUGCUCUCCCUCCUGCAGGUGCAGGCCAAGGGCAGCGGCGGCAUGUCAGCAGCCAAUAUCAACAGCAUCGCGCUGCAGCGCCGCAAUCAGCCGCUGCCCCCGAAGACGGAGAUCUGCACGCGCGCCUCCCGCCUCGCCUCGGACAUACUGACAGAGUAUCUACAGCGGAAGCCACAUCGUGCAUCAGCAGGAGAAUUCGCCGUCUUCCCUACAGUCGACGUGAAGCGAGUGCUGCAGAUUUAAGUGCUUCAGCGGGGGGCGGGGCAAUAGCUAGGCUAGGUUUAUAAGUGCGCAAACAUUUUAGAGAUUACAAAUUGCCUAGGAAUGUGAUGUGGCAACUUAUCAUGCCACAUGAACUCUGGGCAAGAGCUCGCCUCUUGCUCAACGUUCACGUAGCAUUGCAGUUCCACAUUUCUUG